GGGAUACUAACACAUUAAUAAAAAAGCGCUGCUGCUUUUAUAUUUACGUCUUCCCGUCAACAAACCAACGCACCUUGAUACUUAUUCCUUGGCACUGAUCUGCGUCAUGAGCCAGCCUGCGAUCGCAGACGCUGCUAAAGCUGCACUUAAAGAUGCAUCGAAAUACUUGUUUUUCGACGGGCAAGGGACAGUAUUAGCGUCCAACUUCACGGCUGAACCAAAUGAGCUUAAACCGCUUGAGGCGCUCUUUACUGACCGCGACGAGGCGGUUAAGAAUGGCAUGGUAGUGCUUGGGACACGCUACGAGGUACACCGCCACCACCCGCCCCUAGUCUACGGUCGCACCAUGGGCGGUGUGCCCGAGCAGAGCGAGGGGUGCGCCGUGUGCAAGGUGGAGAAGGGACUCGGAGGGCAAGCCUGCUAUGGGCUCAUCAUAUACCAGAUGCCCAACAUCUCAGCUCGCAUGGUUCCCAUGCUGCAGAAGUUCUGCCAGGAGCAGCUAGAAGCAAAGUAGCGGGCCUAACAGGGAUAGCAGGGAUAUGGGAAUAGGCGGAAUGUAUUUGUGUUGAGCGAGAGGGCCAGGGAAUCCGGGGCAGAGAGCUUGUUGUGUGGGGGCUAAGCCCUGCACACAACGGUGCAUAGUAACAGACGAUGGCGUUGGGCGUGGAUCAGCGGCGGCACCUCACAGAACAACGCGCUCAUUCGCAGCCGGUCCAAUUAGCGAUGGCCGUGUUACUCGGGACGUGGCCUACCAUGGCGAGUCUGGGUGUUUCACAGGGCGUGUGAACUUUGCAUGUCUUUCUUCCUUGAAGUGCUAAGUGCGAAUGAGAGCCUGGCGGACUAGAC
This is a messenger RNA of Astrephomene gubernaculifera, 846 nucleotides long. Lineage: Eukaryota; Viridiplantae; Chlorophyta; Chlorophyceae; Chlamydomonadales; Astrephomenaceae. The record is from the annotation of a GenBank genome assembly.